Messenger RNA from Megalops cyprinoides (Indo-Pacific tarpon), 1761 nucleotides. RefSeq names its product XK-related protein 6 (gene xkr6a). The record is from RefSeq and is a predicted model, not a curated record. Gene Ontology annotation, biological process: phosphatidylserine exposure on apoptotic cell surface; engulfment of apoptotic cell; apoptotic process involved in development. NCBI's taxonomy places the organism in Eukaryota, Metazoa, Chordata, Actinopteri, Elopiformes, Megalopidae. The transcript has 3 exons. Gene Ontology annotation, cellular component: plasma membrane. Bases 1 to 1713 code for a protein of 570 amino acids.
AUGGCAGCAAAAUCUGAUGGUGUGAGGGUCGCUACCGGUUUCGCCCAGCUGCACAACCUGGACGAAACGGUGGGACUCGACGACGAGGAUCCGGGAGACAGCAGCGCCAUUCACAUCUGGCGCUGCUGCAACACCUCGUCCUGUUACUGGGGCUGCCGGAGCGCUUGCCUGCGUCCUCUCCGGAGAAAGAGGACCGAAGGCAGGCGGGCGCCGCAGGAGGAGCGCCUGUGGCUGGACUGUCUAUGGAUCAUCCUGGCGCUGCUGGUCUUCUUUUGGGACGUGGGCACGGACCUGUGGCUAGCCGUUGACUACUACUCCAAGAGAGACUACCUGUGGUUCGGACUCACUCUGUUCUUCGUGCUUGUCCCGUCGGUGCUGGUUCAGAUCCUGAGUUUCAGGUGGUUCGUGCAGGACUACACCGGGGGUGGUCUGGGGGCUGUGGAGGGUCUCAGCCGGAGAGCUACAGCAGGACUGAGUGUUGGCAUUUACAGCCGGGAUAGGUGCUGUCAGAUAUCCGUUUGGAUGUGGCAAGCAGUUAUACACAUUCUGCAGAUGGGGCAAGUAUGGAGGUACAUCCGCACCAUGUACCUGGGCAUUCAGAGCCGGCGUCAGAAGCAGCACCAGCGACGAUUCUACUGGGCCAUGAUGUACGAGUACGCUGACGUCAACAUGCUGCGCCUCCUGGAGACCUUCCUGGAGAGCGCCCCUCAGCUGGUGCUACAGCUCUGCAUCAUGAUCCAGAAGAACCGGGCCGAGACACUGCAGUGCGUGUCCUCUGUAGCCUCUCUCCUGUCUCUGGCCUGGGUCCUGGCCUCCUACCACAAGCUCUUGCGGGACUCUCGGGACGACAAGAAGAGCAUGAGCUACCGAGGGGCCCUGAUCCACAUCUUCUGGCGCCUGUUCACCAUCUCCUCGCGGGUGCUGUCCUUCGCCCUCUUCGCCUCCAUCUUCCACAUCUACUUCGGCAUCUUCGUGGUGCUACACUGGUGCGCCAUGGCCUUCUGGGUGGUGCACGGCGGCACUGACUUCUGCAUGUCCAAGUGGGAAGAGGUGCUGUUCAACAUGGUGGUGGGCAUCGUCUACAUCUUCUGCUGGUUCAACGUGAAGGAGGGCCGAACCCGCUGGCGCAUGGUGGCCUAUUACUCGGUGGUGCUGGCGGAAAACACGGUGCUGACCUGCCUGUGGUACGUGUACAGGGACCCGGCCACCACCGACGCAUACGCUGUGUCGGCGCUGUGCGGGGUGUACCUCAGCUUCGCCUCGGGCGUGGUCUUCAUGGUCCUGUACUACGGGGUGCUGCACCCCAUGGGCCCCCGCAUGCGCGUGCUGGCCAGCUCCUGCUGUGCCGAGCUGCUGUGGGGGCUCCCCCUGCCCCCCGAGGCUGAGCCCAUGGCCCCCACCCCCACCCCGACCCGCGGCUCCACCGGGGACCACACUCACGAGGAUCUGGCGACGGACACCUGCCUGCCCGUGUUCCAGGUGAGGCCCACCACGCCCACCACCCCGCGGGGCCGGCCCUACCGCCCUGAGGGACCCCUCAUCAAGAUCGACAUGCCCAGGAAGCGCUACCCGGCCUGGGACGCCCACUUUGUGGACCGGCGGCUCAGGAGGUCUAUCAACAUCCUGCAGUACAUCACCCCCAGCGCCGUGGGCAUCCGCUACCGGGACGGGCCCCUUCUGUACGAGCUUCUCCAGUACGAGUCCUCCCUCUGAGACCUCUCUCCCUGCUCCCUCUAUCCCCCCCUCUUAUCUCUCUCUCUG